AUGUUAAACAGAGAUAUCAAAAACAGUGAUUCAGUGGAUACUGUAGAGAAUCUUUUGGCCCUUGCUGUUGGACUGAACAAUUUUGCAGAGACGCUCAGAUACAUGGCAAAGUCUGGUAUUGUGGCCCCAACACUUGCAAAGCUUGGAUUGAAGGCUCCAUCGCCAUCAACAGGAACAACAGCGCCACUCGUAUAUACCUCUAAGGAUUCUAUGAAAUUUUACACACAAGCUGAACAAUUGUAUGACCAAUACUAUGCAUAUCUCAAUAACACUACCACAGUACCCAAAGAUGACAAGAGAAAAUUAUUGGAGCUUCAACUGUGGAGAGGAACACUUUACAAUAACGUAGGCUUGUAUUUCAUGGAGAACAGAAAAGAUUUUUUCACAGCCACCAAAUGGUUUGAAAGAAGUGCUACUGAAAGAGGAAAUCUUGUAAUGGCACUUGAAGAAUUGGAAAAGAAGUCACCAAUUGAGAAUUCGGCUACUACAAAAAAUAAUUUCGGAGAAUCAGUGAACCCAUUGAAUUCAAACGAUCAACGAAUUCACCACGCAAUUACAAGAAAUAACAUUGCCCAGUGCUACUCCAAUUCUAAGCAAAUAACUCUCGCAUUAGAGAGCUAUAAUUAUGCGCUGAAGGUUUUCGAAGAAAUGAAAGAGAAAAUGAAGGAAAAGAACAUGGAUACAAAAACUCCAGAAUCUAAAAACACGAUUGCCAAUAGAUUGCACGUUAUUGUACUUAACAACAUGGGUCUAAUGUAUCACGACAUGGGAAAGUACGACCAGUCGUUAAUAUACUUCACAGAAGCAUUUCACAUGUUUACUGGAGGCCCUGUUGUUGGAGAAAAAUUAGGAGAAGAAGGACUUGUGGUCAAUAAUGCGCACGGAACAUCAUUUUUUGGUGAAGAAUUAGGAGUGACCCUUAGCAACAUGGGAACAUGUUUGUUCAUGCUUGGAAGAUAUCGAGAAUCUGAACAAUUCUACUCACAGGCUACUCAACUAUUUGAUGCAAUUUACACAAACACUCCCAAUCACAAAAAUAUUGCGCAAGUCAGUCUUCAAUUAGCUCUCUGUUUGAAACAAAAGCACUCUGUCAAGGAAGGAGAAAAGCCCAAUAGAGACAUGUUGGCUGCAGCCACGUCUCUUGCAUUGGCCAAACAAGAUGCUUCCUAUUUCAUCAAGAUUGACGACUCUUCUUCAGAAGAAAAGAUUGCUGAUGAAAAAUUAGUUCGCUCUUUGCUGGAGAAGGCUCGAAAGAUUACUCUCACGCUCAACGAGGCCAAUGUAGAAGCGUCAGAAAGUGCCAAAAAAUCUUCAAUGUUCUCCAAGAUGUUUGGAAAGAAAAAGUGA
Naegleria lovaniensis is the source of this 1347-nucleotide messenger RNA. RefSeq lists its product as uncharacterized. Lineage: Eukaryota; Heterolobosea; Eutetramitea; Acrasida; Naegleriidae. Gene Ontology annotation, molecular function: protein binding. Bases 1 to 1347 code for a protein of 448 amino acids. The transcript has a single exon. The record is from RefSeq and is a predicted model, not a curated record.